This is a messenger RNA of Emiliania huxleyi CCMP1516, 426 nucleotides long. RefSeq lists its product as hypothetical. Lineage: Eukaryota; Haptophyta; Isochrysidales; Noelaerhabdaceae. Gene Ontology annotation, molecular function: amino acid transmembrane transporter activity. The transcript has 4 exons. The coding region runs from base 1 to 426 and encodes 141 amino acids. Gene Ontology annotation, biological process: amino acid transmembrane transport. The record is from RefSeq and is a predicted model, not a curated record.
AUGCAAAACAGGAAAGAAUUCACCAGCCCGCCAAGCUCGCAAACUCGGCACGCGCUGCGCCUCACCUCCCUCAUCGCCGUCGCCAUCCUGAUCGCAAUCACGCUCCUCGUCGUGCUGUACGCGCUGCCCGAGGACAUGGUCGGCGACACCUUCGACGCCUGCCCCACCGACGGGUCUGCAAACGAACAGUCGUGCCCCCCGGGCGAGGCAAGCUACUUCACGACCAUGAGCGGCGUCCUCGACGCGCUCCCCGCCCUCGCGAUGGCGUAUGCGUGCCAGAUCUCCACCCCCACGCUGUGGAACGAGAUGUACCAGCCGACGCGCGGCCGGAUGCUGCUCCUCUACCUGUACGCCCUCGGCGGUGCGAUGACCCUCUACCUCCUCGUGGGCGGCUUUGGGUACUCCACCUUUGGAUCGCGGGCCUAG